AUGCCAUCUAAAACAUUUUCAAGCUUGAAUAAGUUUAAAGGAAAGCGCCGGCGAUCCAGAACUGUUCUUCGCGAGGUCAACAGAUCGACUGAUAAGUUAGAAACGUCGUUUGAUGUUAUUGUUAGUGGUGACAGCAGUGACCUAGAUCUACAUGACAAGGUGGUUGAUAGUAAUAAUGGUGAUAGUAAUUUUCAAGAAUCAGCUACUGAGAAGAAGUUGAGUAAAUUCCAUCAUGAAAAUUUAGAUGAAGAAGACUUGUGUGGAUACAGGAUUGUUGAUGUUUCAUUCUUAAAAUCUUUAAUUUCACAAUUGCAGUGUCCAAAAUGCAACAAUAGUCUUGAGAAUUGUGCCUUAGAAGAAGAAAACAACAGAGGUCUGUCUUCUAAAUUUGAUGUGAUUUGUUCUGCUUGCCAGGUUGUUAUAUCUAGUGCCAGCACCUCCAAACGACUUAAAGAUGUGAAUGAAUCCAAUAGGCCUAAUACAACAGGAUUUGAUGUUAACAGAAGGUGUGUUAUGGCUAUGAAAGAGUUAGGUGUUGGGAAAGCGGAUCUGGAUAAACUUUCAAAAGUGUUUGAUAUGCCAUCAAGUCUCGGAAAAGAAGCUUUUACAAAACAUCUAAAGAAGUUAGAAGCAGCUAGUUCUGAAUCAGCUCAAGAUCAUCUUCAAGAAACUUCUAAAAUUAUAUGUAAAGCGUACACAGAAGUUCAUCCAGAUUAUGAAGACGAGGAUAUCAUUGAUAUUGAUGUAGUUUCUGAUGGAACUUGGCAGAAACGAGGAUUUUCUUCGAAGUACAACGUAACAGUUAUAACAGAUUUGCUGACUGGACUUGCUCUUGAUUUUGAAGUCUUGACAAACUACUGCCAUGUUUGUGCCAAGAACAAGAUGGAUAAAUCUUCGAUAGAGUAUGGCGAAUGGCGCAUCACAGCUCUUAAUGACGGAAAUGGACCAUAUGGUAGAGAACAUCCCGUCGAAAAUGAAGAUUGUGUGAACCAUAUAAGCAAGAGAAUGAAGAAUGGUCUUGAUACAGUCAUAACCAAACUUAAAGCCCAGGGUGAACCGAUAGAUGGAAAGGGUCGACUUACCAAAGAAAGAGUAAAGGCAAUUCAAAAUUAUUAUGGAAGAGCCAUCAAAGACAAUGCUGGAGAUUUAGAGGUUAUGUACCGGAGUACUUGGGCCAUUUACCUUCAUCACUUUGAUGAUGAUGAAAAUCAGCAUCACAGAUGCCCAUCUGGUCCAGAAUCUUGGUGUUGGUACCAAAGACAGCUAGCUAGAGGUAUAUCAACACCUUCAAGAGGAGAGCACACCGCACCCCUACCACAACGUAUUUCACAAGCAAUUUUGUCAGUGUUUGAGAGGUUAUGUAGCAAAACCCUGCUGUCUGGUUGUAUCAGAGGAGCGACACAAAAUGCAAAUGAGUCAUUCAACCAACUGAUUUGGAAACAAGCUCCAAAACAUCGCUUCACUAGCUACCAGUCUGUUUGUCAUGCUGUGAAUUUAUGCUGUAUGGAAUUCAACAAAGGUAGUAAAUCAGCACUCAUAGUAAUGGAGAAGGCAGGACUAGUCCCCAGUUGUAAUGCUGAAAACUUUUGUUUGAAAAGAGAUGCUGAAAGAAAACGCCAGUCACUAUUUCAAGGCACAGAGAGAUUCAAGAAAAUAAGGAAAUCUAAAGAAUUAGAAUUUUUGAAGUCAGAUUGA
Lottia gigantea (owl limpet) is the source of this 1695-nucleotide messenger RNA. RefSeq lists its product as hypothetical. The transcript is spliced from 2 exons. Bases 1 to 1695 code for a protein of 564 amino acids. NCBI's taxonomy places the organism in Eukaryota, Metazoa, Mollusca, Gastropoda, Lottiidae. The record is from RefSeq and is a predicted model, not a curated record.